This is a messenger RNA of Plasmodium malariae, 846 nucleotides long. Its product is annotated as conserved Plasmodium protein, unknown function. The transcript has a single exon. The coding region runs from base 1 to 846 and encodes 281 amino acids. NCBI's taxonomy places the organism in Eukaryota, Apicomplexa, Aconoidasida, Haemosporida, Plasmodiidae. The record is from RefSeq and is a predicted model, not a curated record.
AUGGAAAAUGUUACAACAGCUAAGCACUCCGAAGGAAAUGUGCUAAUUAGUUUUUUCAAAAUUUUCUGUUCAUUCCUUUAUAAAAAGAUAAACAAUAUAAUAGAUAUAAGUGCUAAUUAUACAUUCAAAUUUACAAAUAAAUGGAAGCACUUAAAAGAAAAUAACGAAAAGCUACUAUAUAUCAUAGUAAUUAAUCUUUUUAUAUUCUUAUCUGUCUGUUUGUUUAUAAUUAAAUACACAGGAAGGAACAAAAAACAAAAUCCGCCAAACAUAUCUACUAAUGUUGCAUAUAAAAAAAAGGAAAAGGAAGAAAAAAAAAAUAUUCCCAAAAGAAAGGGAUCAUCGAAAAAAAAGGAAACUCAAGAGACAAACAAUAAAAUGGAAAACAUAAAAUAUGAUGAGCAGCAAUAUGUAACGGAAACAAUAAAUGACUCAGCUAACGAUAGCAACUAUAAAAAAGAGAUUAGUGAAAGUGGAGAAGAUUAUAAAUCAAAAAAACCAAAAAAAAAGGGGAAGAAAAAAGUAGAAAAGAAAAGGAAAAAAAAGGAUAUGCCUCUUACAAAAUCUUCAACGACAAACUCAAUGCCCUAUGUGGAUGUACCACUUUCCAACUUGAGUUUAAAACAAAAGGAAAAGGAGAAAGCAAUAUUAGAUCAAAAAAAAAAAACGAAAGGGAAAAGGGGAAGAGCUAAAAAGAAUCUAACUGCUAAUGAAGAAACCGAUGAACCACAUAGUAGCAGGUUCGCAAUAAAUACCACUUAUUUAUUAAUAAUACAUAAAAGUGUAUGUUCCUUAAUUGUUAUUCUAUUUGUUCAAAUUAUACAUUUUUGCAUAAUGCCCCUUUAA